UUAAAGAGGUUGUUACCAAGAAUGACAAGGGCCAAAAAUAUUCCAACAAGUUACUAUCGUUAUUCUGAUUUCACCUAUUUCUCCUUCGAAAAAUCCCGACCACCUAAUAAAACAAUUUUUGACCUUCUACACUAAUACAUUGUACUUUCACAUUUGAAAAUAAUUAAUCCAAAAUUUCAAUUUCUAGUGCUGUAUGGGAAAAUUUUUGAAUUUUCUUUCAAUUUCCGCCUUCCGUCUUUACUUCCGAUUUUCGGCAUCUCUGCAGGUUUCGACUUCCCGACAGCUUUUUUCUUUUUCCGACAACCCCCUCUCCUUUGCAUUUCAAAAACGAUGUCUUUUCCCCCUUUAAAAACGUAAAUUAGCAUUUUUUUGUUUAUCCCUUGGGAGAUUUUAUGGUUCGAUGAAAUGUGUAAAGAAAAGGAAAAGGGGAGGGAAUUGUUGUUAGUGGUUAACGUAGAUAAAGGAAAGGAAAGGGCAUUUCCUUUUUUUCUUUAAAGAAAAUCUUUGUUUAAAGUUAAAGUGCUAAUUUAAAUAAAUUUACUUUAAAGGUAUAGAUAGGCAAUUAAAAAUUUUUUUAAUUUUUAAAAGAAGCAAUUUAAAUGACGAUAAAUGAGUAAAGAGUACAUAGUAAAGGCUUGAAAAUUUAGAAUAUUUAAAUAGAAAAUUAAUUUUAUAUACCGUAAAUGCUCUAAUUAAAGCCCUGGGCCCGUAGAAUAAGAACUCGGUUGCUGGUUAGGUGACCUUACGACGGUGGUUAACCACGUGGUUUUCUUAUUCUACCGGUUUACAAUGACCUUGUGGUUCCAUCGUCACCUAACCACCUUCUUAUUCUACGGGCCCUGGGUCUAUACAGUUAUUCUACUCUCCUUUAUUUUUUAUUUUCCGGAAUUUUCCGGAUUCGAGUAAAAAUGAGGGUUAGAUAUGGGCUUCUACUAGAGACUGGUCUUUAAUUAGAGCAUUUACGAUAAAACUUUUUUCCUAAGAAACACCCUUCUUCGAAAUAUUUAACCUUCUUUUCAACCUCCCCUCUUAAUUUAUCCUCUCCUUCCUCCCUCACCCAUUCCUCCCUCCAAUUUAUUCCUUUCCAAUUAUCCCCCCCUCCCUUCCCCCAAAUAUUCCCAACUUAUUUUUUAACAGAAAUGUUCGUUCUUUUAUUUUUUUAUCUAAUUAUUUCUUCCAUUUUUUCCAUAAUUACAAUUAAAAGGAAGUUUUUAUUUGGCCAUUAAAUGUUUUUUAGUAGUAGUAGUUAUGUAGAAUUUUUUCCUUUUUUUCCUUUUUUCCUUUUUUAACUUUAAAAGUCUUCCCAAAAGUAUUUUUUAAUAAAGCUAUUUUUAUUUUUAUAUUUAAAGUGUACGCAUUUUGCUAUUUAAUAAUG
Meloidogyne enterolobii is the source of this 1375-nucleotide messenger RNA. The record is from the annotation of a GenBank genome assembly. NCBI's taxonomy places the organism in Eukaryota, Metazoa, Nematoda, Chromadorea, Rhabditida, Meloidogynidae.